CGAAAUGCUGAGAGUGUGUGAAAGUUAAACAAAACCAAAAAAAAAACAAGUCAGACUUGCGAAAGUGCGUCGGUGGCCGACACGUUGUCGUCAAACUGGUCGGUCCGCUUGGAAGACACCCGACCUGAUGCACGCACGCUGACUGGAUUCCCCACAACUACUCCGAACUAUCCCUCUGGGGCCCAAUCGGGACAUUAUCAUGAUUCUGAUCGUUCGGAUCUCCAGGAUUUCGGCCCCAGCGGCGUCCUCGCUCUCUCUUCUCGGCUUCAGUGCGGACCGGCGGCCGCGAUGAUCCCCGUGGGAGAGUUCCGCAACAUCGGCAUCGAGCAGAACUCCAAGUACCGCGUGCUGAAGCCGUGGUGGGACGUUUUCUCCGAGUACCUGUGCGUGGCCAUGCUCAUGAUCGGCGUCUUCGGGUGCACCUUGCAGCUCACACAAGACAAGAUCGCUUGCCUGCCGAGUCCCUUCACCAGUCCCACGCCAGGCGCCAUCGACUGCAGCCACAUCCGCAGCUACGGCGACAACCAGACGUGGGAGAGCCUCCACCUAAAGCCGAGCGAUCCCGUCAUACGGGAGGUGCUCGGUCGCAAGAAUAACCUGGACAUCCACCAGUACGUCUUCAUCAACCACUACUGCUACGAGCGCUUCGUGCACUGGUACGCUAAGUAUUUCCCGUACCUUGUGGUGAUCCACACCAUGAUUUUCAUGGUAACCAGCAGCUUUUGGUUCAAGUUUCCCGGGACUUCCUCCAAACUUGACCUCUUUGUGACCAUCCUGGGCAAAUGCUUCGACUCCCCCUGGACCACGAGGGCUUUGAGCGAGGUUUCCGAGGAAAGAGGCGAAGAAAAGUUGUUCAGUUUGAGGAGAAACACCGUAUCCAAAGAUCCCGCCGAGGAGGGGACAGUCUUGCUCCAGCGGAGCUUGUCGUCUAAGUCUAAUCCCGAUAAAAAGACUCCAGAGUCUCAGCCGGCUCCGUCUGUGUUGGAUAAAAAGGAAGGUGAGCAAGCUAAGGCCCUGUUUGAGAAGGUGAAAAAGUUCCGGACUCACGUCGAGGAGGCAGACAUCCUGUACAUUACGUAUGUGCUGCAAACGUCCCUCAAGGUCUUUAAGUUCCUUUUAAUCAUCAUCUACACCGCGGCGCUCUGCCCGAACAUUGAGAUCGUGGUGCGCUGUUUGGUCCCCCCUGAGCUGACGGGUUUUGACAUUUAUUGCUGUAAUCACAGCAAAGCCCACCUGUUCUCCAAGCUGGCCUAUUGCUACAUCUGCUUCGUGGCGGUCUACGGGAUCUUAUGCAUCUACACACUCUACUGGCAGUUCCACCGCCCCCUGAGGGUCUACUCCUUUGAGCACGUCAGGCUGGAGACGGGAAUCAACGACAUACCGGACGUGAAGAAUGAUUUUGCCUUCCUGCUCCAUCUGGUGGACCAAUACGACGACCUCUACGCGAAAAGAUUUGCUUUCUUUCUGUCCGAGGUGAGCGAGAGCCGACUCCACCAGCUCAACCUCAACUACGAGUGGACCGCCAAAAAGCUGCGAGCCCGUCUGGUGAAGAAUGCCAGUGACAAACAGGAGCUGCACCUGGUCCUGCUGCCCGGACUUCCUGACACUGUCUACGAGCUGGCUGAGAUAGAGUCGCUGAAACUGGAGCAGGUCAAAAAUGUCACCAUCUCGCCGAGCGUGGCUAAGCUGGAGAAUCUUCAGGAUCUGUCACUGAUUUAUUGCCAGGCCAAGGUUCAGCUGCCAGCCUUGAAGCACCUCAAAGAACAACUGAAAUUCCUGCGCCUGUGCUUUGAAAGUCUAGAUGAGGUUCCCGAAUGGAUGUACCAACUGCAAAGACUAGAGGAACUGCAUCUGAACGGGCCGCUAACCAACGAGAUGGCCCGAAGUGCUACCCUGGACUCCCUCCGAGAGCUCACAGCCUUGAGGGUCCUCACGCUCCGCUCCAGCCUCACAAAGAUCCCGUCCAGCGUCAUUGAUGUGGCGCAGCAACUACAGUGUUUGAGCAUCUUCAACGAAGGCACCAAGAUCCAAGUCUCCAGCAACCUAAAGAAGCUGACAAACCUGGUCUCACUGGAGUUGGUGGGCUGCGAGCUGGAGCGUAUCCCGAGCGCUGUCUUCAGCCUGAGCAACUUGCAGGAGUUGGACCUAAAGGAAAACAAGCUGACCACGGUGGAAGAGAUCCUGAGCCUGCAGCACUGCCAGCGGCUGGUGACGUUGCGCCUGUGGCACAACAAAAUCACCUACAUCCCCGAUCACAUCAGCAAGCUGCACUCUCUGGAGACUCUGGACGUCAGCUGGAAUAAGCUCCGGAAGCUGAGCCCGCGGUUGUUCUACUGCACCAAACUCAGGCACUUGGACGUCUCCCACAACCAGUUGAGCGCCCUCCCGCCCGAGGUGGGCAUCCUGCAGGGUCUCCAGUUCUUCUCGGCCGCCUUCAACUCUUUAGAGACCCUGCCGGACGAGCUGUUCUCCUGUAAAAGACUAAAGACUCUGAUUCUGGGAAACAACUCCUUGUUUUACCUCAGCUCCAGGGUGGCCAACCUGACCCAACUCCUCCGACUGGAGCUCAAAGGAAACCGUCUGGACGCUCUGCCGGUGGAGGUAGCGGACUGUCCCCUGCUGACAACCAGCGGACUCGUGGUCGAGGAAAACCUGCUGGAGUUGCUGCCGUCAAAUGUGCGUACGAAGUUGACGAGCACCUGAGUUGGUCCAUCUGAACUCGCCCAGGGCUGACUCUUCAAGUGACGGCGGUGCCAAGUUUUUAUUUUGAAUUUCAUUUGCGAUGGAUUUACACCGCAGGUACAGGUGAGCAAUUUCAAGGGAACGUAUGACUUCAACUUUUGUUUGAUUUCUAUGUAAAAUGUGACUCCCACCACCCACCCCACCCCCCUCCCUGACAAAAAAACAAAAACAAAAACGUGCACCCGUACACGUUUAAACGGAUUUUGAUUCUUGUACAGUUUUCUUCGCGAUUGCUUUGCGCCUUCUCGUGCAGCAACUAAUCACGUCUUUAACAAUCCGGAGUCUGUUUCUAGGGGGGGGGGGGGGGGGGGGGGGCUAAGAAGCGUUUCCCACAGUGUCACGUUGCCCGCUUUUCAGGUGGCGAACAAGCCGGGGGGGGGGGGGGGUUCGAUUGUGAAGGGAGCUUUUCUUUGCGUGGUAGAAUAGAGCUGCCCCCUGUUCGACCUGAAAACGGCGGAAUUCAAACAUUCAAAACAAGACAAGUGUCAAAGAUGCGAUGAUACAUUCAUUUUUGUAUUUUUGGGAAAAAUAUUUUUUAUUCAUUGUGUUCCUGAGGUUUAUAUUUUCUUUUACCGCCUCUGCUUAUUUACUUAUUGUAAUUGAAAUGUAAAAAGAUAAAAUAAACAGUUUUGUUUUUCAAACACUUUCUUUAAUAUUUAACGACCGCUACUGAUGUGGUCGUGUACCUUCAAACCGGGACUCGAGACUUUCCGCUUGGUUGAGUCCAGGCCGCGGCACGACUCGUGUUGUG
Molecule: messenger RNA, 3493 nt
Organism: Syngnathoides biaculeatus (alligator pipefish)
Lineage: Eukaryota; Metazoa; Chordata; Actinopteri; Syngnathiformes; Syngnathidae
Product: volume-regulated anion channel subunit LRRC8C
Exons: 2
Coding region: 289-2703 (804 amino acids)
Molecular function (GO): protein binding
Source: RefSeq, a predicted model, not a curated record